Salmo salar (Atlantic salmon) is the source of this 2116-nucleotide messenger RNA. Its product is annotated as protein c-Fos. Lineage: Eukaryota; Metazoa; Chordata; Actinopteri; Salmoniformes; Salmonidae. The record is from RefSeq and is a predicted model, not a curated record. Gene Ontology annotation, biological process: regulation of transcription by RNA polymerase II. Gene Ontology annotation, molecular function: DNA-binding transcription factor activity, RNA polymerase II-specific; RNA polymerase II cis-regulatory region sequence-specific DNA binding. Gene Ontology annotation, cellular component: nucleus.
UGUCAAGAGUUGGCAGUCAAACUUUUAGCAGCUAAAAAGACAACGCAAAGAUACGAAAUAGACGACGACAACAACAAAGGAUCUCUAUCAACAACAGCUAACCUGACAAAAAGGGAUCACUUGACUUUGACAACUUUAGCCGACGCUUUUUUGGGGGGGGAUUUUACCGAGUUUCUCCGUGAUCUCUUGAAACGAUGAUGUACUCGGCUUUCAACACGGAUUGUGACUCCUCUUCCCGGUGCAGUACCGCUUCUCCAGCUUGCGACAACCUGGUUUACUACAACUCUCCUGCGGGAUCUUACUCCACUGUAGGCUCUCCCCAAUCUCAGGACUUCACAGACCUGACUUCAGUGUCCAGUGGCUCCUUCAUCCCUACUGUCACGGCCAUCUCUGCCAGUCCAGACCUGCAGUGGAUGGAUCAGUCGCUCGUAUCCUCCGUGGCCCCUUCUCACAGAGUCCAUCCCUACAGUGCCAGCCCCCCAACCUACACUAGCGCCAUGAGGAACAGGGGCCACAGCUCUGGGCGCAGAGCCAAAAUGGAACAGCUUUCGCCUGAGGAGGAAGCGAAGAAAAGAUUCCGUAGAGAGAGGAACAAGCAGGCAGCAGCUAAAUGCCGCAACAGGAGGAAGGAACUCACCGACACUCUGCAGGGUGAAACUGACGAGCUGGAGGAUGAGAAGUCCGCUCUCCAAAAUGACAUCGCCAACCUGCUCAAAGAGAAGGAGAAGUUGGAGUUUAUCCUGGCAGCCCACCAGCCCAUCUGCAAGAUCCCCUCUGAUAUGGACACUGUUUUCCCCUCCCACUCCUACGGAGUCUCCAUCCAGCUGUCCCCACCUCAGCCUCAAAGCAUGGUCUCCAGCUCCGUCUGCUCUGCUACUCCCCUUACCUCCAUUCCGUCGACCACCAGCUCCAACCUCUCCACCUCAAUCUUCUCCAGCAGCCCCCUCCUUUCCACCGCCUCCGUCUCCGACGUCAAGAUGGCCGACCUGGACACAGCCUGCCUGGAGUCCCUGUCUCUCCUCUCCAAGACUGAGAUGGAGACGGCCCGGUCGGUGCCCGAGGUCGAUCUGACCAGCUCCAUGUACACCCAGGACUGGGAGCCUCUCUACAGCACAGCCAAUAAUGACUUUGAGCCCCUGUGCACCCCUGUGGUCACCUGCACCCCAGCCUGCACCACAUACACAUCUUCCUUCGUCUUCAGCUAUCCAGAGGCGGAGGCGUUGACUACCUGUGGCGUAGCCCAACAGAGAGGGAGCAGCAGCAACGAUCAAUCCUCUGACUCCCUCAGCUCCCCUACACUCCUAGCCCUGUGAGCAGGACAACCGUAGUCCCUCAGCUCCCCUACACUCCUAGCCCUGUGAGCAGGACAACCGUAGUCCCUCAGCUCCCCUACACUCCUAGCCCUGUGAGCAGGAGAACCGUAGCUGUGUCCCAAAUGACACCCUAUGACCUAUAUAUUCAUUGCUUUUGAUCAGGAUCUAUAAGGUGUCCCAUAGGGCUCUGGUCUAAAGUAGUGCACUAUUCCCAUAGGGUUCUUGUCUAAAGUAUUGCAUUUGGGAUGCACAUUCUUCCACACAACACCAUUUCCUCUAGAGCACAUUUAGCACUUCCUCCAUGUGCAGAAUGAUCGCAGAGAUAUGGACUUGGACUCGCACAACCAGGAAGCAAAAUAUAUUUGUUUACCUUGUUUUGUAUGGACUAUAAUAGGCUAUUACUUGCCUCUUUCAACUAUGUAGCUGAUUAAAGCAUGUUUAACUAAUAAAACAAUAGUUUGGGUUGACAAAAUAGUUGUUGAUUUUAUGGUGCUAGGUAACGAAGUUGUGUUUCUGUGUUCAGAGCAAUAUAGUUAUCUUGACCUGUUUGUUUUCUGGUUGAUGGAAUGUGAGCUUCUUGUAUGUUUGAUAUUUUAAUUAUAAUCAUGAUGUGCUUGUCUAGCCAUGUCUGGUUGGUCUAUCCUAGUAUAAAAGUUUUCUGUGAAAACGUUUUUUUUUUGUGAAAUUUGAAAUUAUUUUUAUACUACAAUUUUAAAAAAGGAAACGAAGCAAACUGAACCUUUGAAAAACGUACAAAAAUAAACUGUUGAAAGAAUAAAUAUAUUAAAUUAUUUAUUCACGUC